GAAAUGUCUAUAAUAUAACCAAAGUUGAACUGAGAGGUUAUGAUUUAAAAGAAAAAAUAUUAAUAUUUGUUUAUUUUGUAUUAAAAUGGAUGAGCUAAUUGUAGGGACCUAUGAAGGAUUUUUGCUUGGAUAUUCCUUGCGACCCGAAGAAAAUUUUCAGAUGAGAAAAUUACAACAAACAUUUGCAACACAUUCCCAUACAGCGUCAGUGCGAUGCAUAUCAAUUUCUGGUAAAUUUUUAGCAUCAGGCGGAACAGACGACAAAGUGGUCGUAAUAGAUUUAAAAACACGGAAGGAGCAUACAGUCCUUAUGAAUCAUGACGGCACAGUGAAUACCGUUGCUUUUACUCAUGGAGGCACGCAUUUGCUCACAGGCAGUGAUGAUGGAUGUAUAAUUGUAACUAGAACAGGAAAUUGGCAAACAGAAAAAAUCUGGAAAAAAGCUCAUGGUGGUCAACCUGUUACUGCAAUUUCAGUUCACCCAUCUGAUAAGUUAGCACUAAGUAUUGGAGGUGACAAAACUCUACGAACUUGGAAUCUUGUUAAAGGUCGUCCGGCAUUUACAAUCAAUCUUGGAAGCAAAGGAGUAACCCUGCCAACUGAAAUUAAGUUCUCACCUAGUGGUGACAGGUUCUCGCUUAUUUCUUUACAGAAUAUUGAUGUCUGGACAAUUAGCAAAGCAGGAUUAGAAAAACGUUUGACAUGCAAUUCAAAACCUAGCACAGCUCAAUGGAUUGAUGAUGAUAAGUUAUUUGUUGGUCUAGAAAAUGGAAAUUUAAUCAAAUUUACAGUAUCAGAAACACGAGCACAAACAUUUCAGGCCCAUAAACAAAGAGUAAAAUGCAUGCAUUAUGAAAAUGAAACACUUUAUACUGCAUCCAGUACAGGGGAGCUAAAAUCUUGGUCCAUUAAUGACAAUAUAUUAGAAGAAAUAUGCUCAGCUAAUGCUGCCUGUAGAGUCACUUGUGUAGCAUUAAAUAGGCAAAGUCAUUUAAUUAAGAAAGAAAAGUCUGAUGAUGAGGUUGAAGAAGAACAAAAUGAUUCAGACAACAGUGAAAAUAUUUCUGACACUGACACAAUUGUACAAAAAACAGCAACUAAAAGAAAACCUGGAGCUUUUGUUACAAUCAGUUAUGAUGAUAAAGAAGCUGAAGAAAAUAAACCAUCUCCAGCAAAGAAAACAAAGAGGAAGAAGAGAAAUAAGAAGAAAAAUAAAAAUUCUGAAUAAUAAAAUGUUUUCUGUUUAAA
This is a messenger RNA of Nymphalis io (European peacock), 1248 nucleotides long. RefSeq names its product p21-activated protein kinase-interacting protein 1-like. The coding region runs from base 86 to 1228 and encodes 380 amino acids. Lineage: Eukaryota; Metazoa; Arthropoda; Insecta; Lepidoptera; Nymphalidae. The record is from RefSeq and is a predicted model, not a curated record. The transcript is spliced from 3 exons. Gene Ontology annotation, molecular function: protein binding.